Perognathus longimembris pacificus (Pacific pocket mouse) is the source of this 8940-nucleotide messenger RNA. RefSeq names its product semaphorin 5A (gene Sema5a). The transcript is spliced from 23 exons. Gene Ontology annotation, biological process: negative regulation of axon extension involved in axon guidance; positive regulation of cell migration; axon extension. NCBI's taxonomy places the organism in Eukaryota, Metazoa, Chordata, Mammalia, Rodentia, Heteromyidae. Gene Ontology annotation, molecular function: chemorepellent activity; semaphorin receptor binding. The record is from RefSeq and is a predicted model, not a curated record. Bases 282 to 3506 code for a protein of 1074 amino acids.
CCCUGCCCGGUCCCCGCGAGGCCGGGGCCGGGGGUCGGCGGCGGGUCGAGACCAGCGAGCCAGCUCGCGCGGGCUGAAGUUUGCGUCCUCGCCCGGCCGGGAUCGGAGCCGCGAGGUUGGUGUCGGAACAGGGUUUGAGGGCCCGCGGCUGAAGAAAUAGGGCAAUUCAUGACUGAGGGCACACAGCCUCCGCCCCAUCUCCCUUUGGUACUUUUCCCACAUGAGGGGAAGACGAGCUUCUUAGAGCCGGAGCACCCAUCGUCGGAGACCCCUUGUCCACCAUGAGGGGAGCCUGCAUCAUCACAUGGCUCUUCUCAAGCCUGGGGAUGUGGAGACUCGUACAGCCAAAGGCCCAGGAUGCGGCCCACUGCCAGAGAGCUGAGCAUCCAAUCGUCUCCUACAAAGAAAUCGGUCCCUGGUUACGGGAGUUCAGAGUGAAGAAUGCUGUGGAUUUCUCACGGUUAACCUUCGACCCAGGACAGAAAGAACUUGUGGUGGGAGCAAGAAACUACCUCUUCAGAUUACUGCUUGAGGAUCUCUCUCUCAUCCAGGCUGUGGAAUGGGGGUGUGACGAAGCUACCACGAAGGCCUGUUACAGCAAGGGCAAAUCAAAGGAGGAAUGUCAGAACUACAUCCGCGUGCUGCUGGUGGGUGGUGAGCGGUUGUUCACCUGCGGGACCAAUGCCUUCACACCUGUCUGCACAAACCGCUCGUUGAGUAACCUGACCGAGAUCCAUGAUCAGAUCAGCGGCAUGGCCCGCUGCCCCUACAGUCCCCAGCACAACUCCACCGCUCUGCUCACGGCCAGUGGGGAGCUCUAUGCGGCCACAGCCAUGGAUUUCCCGGGCCGUGAUCCAGCCAUCUACCGAAGCCUGGGCGCUUUACCUCCCCUCCGCACUGCGCAGUACAACUCCAAGUGGCUCAAUGAACCAAACUUCGUGUCUUCUUACGAUAUCGGAAACUUCACCUACUUCUUUUUCCGAGAAAAUGCCGUGGAGCAUGACUGUGGGAAGACUGUGUUCUCCAGAGCUGCCCGCGUCUGCAAGAACGACAUUGGGGGGCGGUUCCUGCUAGAAGACACCUGGACCACCUUCAUGAAGGCCCGCCUGAACUGCUCCCGCCCCGGGGAGGUGCCCUUCUACUACAAUGAACUGCAGAGCACCUUCUUCCUGCCCGAGCUCGAUCUCAUCUACGGCAUCUUCACCACCAACGUGAACAGCAUUGCUGCUUCGGCUGUGUGUGUCUUCAACCUGAGUGCCAUCUCUCAGGCCUUCAAUGGGCCCUUCAAGUACCAAGAGAACUCGCGCUCGGCCUGGCUGCCUUAUCCCAACCCCAACCCCAACUUCCAGUGUGGCACCAUGGACCAGGGCCUGUAUGUGAACUUGACAGAAAGAAACCUACAGGAUGCUCAGAAAUUCCUUCUGAUGCACGAGGUGGUACAGCCCGUGACUCCCGUGCCUGCCUUCAUGGAGGACAACAGCCGCUUCUCCCACGUGGCGGUCGACGUGGUUCAGGGCAGAGACACUCUGGUCCACAUCAUCUACCUGGCCACAGAUUACGGAACCAUCAAGAAAGUCCGGGCCCCCCUGAAUCAGAGCGCGGGCAGCUGUGUGCUGGAGGAGAUUGAGCUGUUCCCCGAGCGGAGGAGGGAGCCCAUCAGGAGCCUGGAGAUCCUCCACAGUCAGAGCGCCCUGUUCGUGGGGCUGCAGGAGCACGUGGCCAAGGUUCCCCUGAAGCGAUGCCAGUUCCACCGCGCACGCAGCACCUGCAUCGGCGCCCAGGACCCUUACUGUGGCUGGGACUCCGUGAUGAAGAAGUGCACGAGCCUGGAGGAGAGCCUGAGCAUGACGCAGUGGGAGCAGAGCAUCUCCUCCUGUCCUACCCGGAAUCUCACCGUGGAUGGGAGCUUCGGGCUCUGGUCUCCGUGGUUCCCCUGCACCCACACCGACGGCAGUGCUGUGGGGUCCUGCCUCUGCCGCUCCCGCUCCUGUGACAGCCCAGCCCCGCAGUGUGGCGGCUGGCAGUGCCAAGGGCCCAGCAUGGAGAUCACCAACUGCUCCAGGAACGGAGGCUGGACCCCCUGGACCUCGUGGUCGCCCUGCAGCACCACCUGUGGGAUCGGCUUCCAGGUGCGGCAGCGGUCCUGCAGCAACCCCACACCCCGGCACGGGGGCCGCGUGUGCGUGGGACAGAACCGCGAGGAGAGGUACUGCAACGAGCACCUGCUGUGCCCCCCGCACACGUUCUGGACCGGCUGGGGGCCCUGGGAGCGCUGCACGGCCCAGUGCGGGGGGGGCAUCCAGGCUCGCCGCAGGACCUGCGAGCACGGCCCCGACUGUGCGGGCUGCAACGUGGAGUACCAGCCGUGUAACACCAACGCGUGUCCCGAGCUGAAGAAGACCACGCCCUGGACGCCCUGGACGCCGGUGAACAUCUCCGACAACGGCGGCCACUACGAGCAGCGAUUCCGGUACACCUGCAAGGCCCGCCUGGCCGACCCCAACCUGCUGGAGGUCGGGCGGCAGAGGAUCGAGAUGCGGUACUGCUCCAGCGACGGCACCAGCGGCUGCUCCACCGACGGGCUUUCUGGAGACUUCCUGCGUGCAGGGAGAUACUCUGCCCAUACUGUCAAUGGGGCGUGGUCAGCCUGGACAUCCUGGUCCCAGUGCAGCCGGGACUGCAGUAGAGGCAUUCGCAACAGGAAGCGAGUUUGCAACAACCCGGAGCCCAAGUAUGGGGGAAUGCCUUGCUUGGGGCCAUCGCUGGAGUACCAAGAAUGCAACAUACUACCCUGCCCAGUGGACGGUAUGUGGUCCUGCUGGUCAUCCUGGUCAAAAUGCUCAGCCACGUGUGGUGGGGGACACUUCAUGAGGACCCGCUCCUGCACGAACCCGGCGCCGGCCUACGGAGGGGACAUCUGCCUGGGACUGCACACCGAAGAGGCGCUGUGUAACACACAGCCCUGCCCAGAGAGCUGGUCCGCUUGGUCUGACUGGUCGGCGUGUGACGCCUCUGGCAUCCAGAUCCGAGCCCGCCACUGUAUCCUUCUGUUCCCUGUGGGCAGCCAGUGUUCCGGAAAUACCACGGAGAGCCGGCCAUGCGUUUUUGACUCUAAUUUCAUCCCAGAAGUUUCGGUGGCCAGAUCCAGCAGCGUAGAAGAGAAAAGGUGUGGAGAGUUCAACAUGUUCCACAUGAUCGCCGUGGGGCUCAGCAGCUCGGUCCUCGGCUGCCUCCUCACGCUGCUCGUCUACACCUACUGCCAGCGGUACCAGCAGCAGUCCCACGAUGCCACGGUCAUCCACCCCGUCUCCCCCGCCCCGCUCAACACCAGCAUCACCAACCACAUCAACAAACUGGACAAGUACGACUCGGUGGAGGCCAUCAAGGCAUUUAACAAGAACAACUUGAUCCUGGAGGAAAGAAACAAAUACUUCAACCCACAUCUCACUGGGAAGACCUAUUCCAACGCCUACUUUACAGAUCUCAAUAAUUACGAUGAGUACUAAUAGCUCGUAUAGUUUUUGGCUUCUUGUAAAACCCCCCUGUUUCUCAAAGCCUGUGCUCCAUGACCACCUGUGUUCCCGAGGCUUCCGAUAGGGUGCUUGGGUCAAGUUCAAGUGCAUUUCUAGCCAAGAUUGUCCCGUGGCUACCAAAACUACACACCUGAGAAGCAACAACAACCACAACAAAAUCUAAGUGCAACGUGGUGAAAAUCUGGUCUACGACAAAUUGUUGAAUGGGCCACAGUGUGAAGUAUUGUUCUUUUUUUAUUUGUUUGUUUGUUUUCUAAUUGUGUCCAUUGCAUUUCUCUAAUAGGUUUGUUAUUUUCAUGAGCUUUAUUUUACAUUCACCUUGAAAGGAGACUUUAGAAAUUGAAAGUCACCUGCCUUCGGCGUGCGAGUCUUCACGUUGUUUUAAUUUGAGAAAAUACGCACUUUAUCUGAGACGCCCUCCCUCCACCAGGCUCAUGAAGAUGGAUUCCGGCAGGCAGGUGCUCCCCUCGAGACUCCCGUGCCCCCCCAAGUCGGGAGAACACCAUGGAUUCUUGUCUUCAAGUCCCCUGGCCUUGGGAUGAUUCUGCUCUGACCUGCACCUGCCGGAGCCGCCGGCGGCCAUCACCACCCAGGAGUGAGCGGCCCGCGUCCUGGGGGGCCCACACCAGCCUGGGGCUCACUCUGGGGGCUCACGGCCUUCCGAGGGGGGCUCCUUCCAGGCUCCCGCCGGCCUGGAAGCCGAGUCUGGUCCACAGCGAUGUGCAGAAGAGCCGGCCCACACCUAGGCCGAGUGCUGAGCGUUUGGAUAGACCCCCCCACCUCCUACCUUCCUGCACAGAAAGAUCUGGAACAUUUAUGAUACCGAUUUGAGAAAGUACUGCACCGGACCUGGAAUUAACUGUUUAAACGUCUCUAUGGCAUUGUGCCAAGUGCCGGAAGAGCUGGGACUUCAUGGGGAGUGCCUUUUCUUACUCUCCACCCCCACGGGUGUGGCUGAUGUAUGGCAGUCAGCACAGGCCACCCAUCCCCCGCAGGAAGUGACAUCCAGUGUUCUCUGUCACUUGCUGCCCCCGGCAGGGGAGGAGGAGAUGCUGGACUCUGCGCCUUUCCUCUAUGUUCACCUGGGCUCGGCCUCACCCACUCGCCUCUCUCCUUGGAGGCCAUGGUGGUUCAAAGUCACCCUGAGAAGUUUGGGGCUGAAAACGAGUUCAAGUGAUGCCCGUGGUCUCAACCUUUCACCGCUGGUUCACAUUUCAGAGUGUUAGGAGACUGUUCAUAGAGUUCCCCCCACCAAAAAAAAAAAUAACAAUAAACCCGAUGUUACGCCUUAACAACUGACACGCAGCUCAUAGCAGUUGUGUGAACAGUAAAGACAGAAUUGAAAAGAUUCAUUUGAUCCCUGUGGCCAUUAUGAUAAAUGGCCUAAAUAGACACUAAUACCUACUCCUGUGGAUGAAAGAAACUGCAAAUCUGUGAAGGCAUGCAGUCUGGGAGGUGAGGAACACAGCUUUCUUGGCGUAUGUUUUACCUUAUUUGACUUAAAGAAGCAAACCUCAGAAAGUGUUAGAAAAAUCCUGGGACUAAUAAUGAAAUUUCUGAGUUCAUGAUAUCUUCCUAUGAACCAGAUUUGCAGACAUAAUGAGAAUGGCAGGUGGGCCGUCUGAGAUCUUACAGGAUUUCUCUGGUGAGAUUUCACACGGCCUUUGGUGCAUUUCCCGUCGGCUGCAAUGGAGUGCUUGGCCGUACCUGUGCAGUAAAGUCCGGUCCCACAAAAUUUAGCAGGUACCUUCCUGACUGAUUCUUCUGAAUGGAUGGGUUUUUAUUGGAAGCUUCAGCUCAUCUCGAUCACUUAUUUUAUAAGAAAAAAAAAAUUCCUCAUUGCUUAGCACAUAGCUUUUGUUUAAUCUCCCCCUUCUGAAUAUUUUCUUAGCUUAAAAGGCCAUCUUAUAUUUUUCUCGCAGAGGAUACCAAUAUUUCAAGAACUUGUCACUGGACUUGAUGGGACAUGCUUUCCGAAUGGCAGCUAAGCUUGACUGUAACCCGUAUUACUUCACGACUCUCUUUCCACCCCCCCCCCCCCCGGGAGAUUUCGUGUCAUGGCUAAGGAAAAGGAAGCAAUGGUCAUUUCUAGUCCCUGCCACUCCGCGUUCUGGCCACCACUCCCUUCUGGGCUGUUCUCUUAUUUAUGAGAAUAACAGUUGGUUUGGGAUGAUUUGAGCUUUGUUGGCUAUGAUGUUUAAAAUAUUUUUUAUGAUUGCUUAUUAUAUUUUCCAUGAGAAUUUCCAUGAUGCUGUCGAGCUCCCUUGUCUGUCAGUUCUUCCCCAGAGCAGUCAACCCUCUUCGUCUCUGAGGGGCCCUUGCAUCUCACGCAGCGGAGCAUCCUCAUUCUGAGUGGAACUUGGGGUAACUCCACUAAGCCCACGAGUGCUACCACCAAAGAGGGCUGCGGGGCCUCCCAUCAGAGACCACAGCCACCGGGGGUGGCACAGGAGUCACGCAACCACUUUUGCAAGUGACAUGACUACGUGGAGUCCCACUUUUCUAGUAAUUUAACCAGUUUUUUUUAUAAGGCAUUUAGUUGAAAGAGUCACCUUAAAUCAACUCACAUGCAAACUCUGGAAGCCGUAGGUGGCACUGGCCAUGCCAACACAUUCAGGCACAUUCACACCCCCGUUGUGUCAUGGCACACUUGGAGACUGCUGUUGACGUAGCACACCCAUGUAUGAUCACCUACCACCCUCCUCUGUGAUUAGCUGGAGUUAUAAAUGAUCAGAUUCUAGAAGCCAUUUUCAGCACCCUGCUUCUUUGGGCAAUGGGUGUGAACUAGUCAAGCUUCAUGCUCAUUUUGGCCCAUAAAAUGCACAAAAGGGACUACUAUGCACAGUAUAUUGCUAUGUAAAAUAGGCUAGCUACCAUUCUCAAAUUUACUUUUGCUACUCGCUCAUAUUAUGGUCAUUAAUUCAGUUCAAUUUAAAGAUAUUUCAUAACUACAAAUACUGAGCCAAGGCCUUUAUGUUGUCUAUUUUGAUAACCUAGUAAACUAAAAUAUUGCUUUGAUCCUUGCUUCUUUCCCCUUGUAGAAAUUGAAAAGAAGUGAACAAGAGAUCAUGUUGGAUUCUUGGUAGCAGCUUUUUCAAUGGAUUAUAUCUGUGGACUUAUAUUACGUAUGCACAUAUAUUAGGAGAUGGAUCAAAGUGUUUUUUUUUCAACUUUUCAUAACUCAUUGCAUUAACAGAAGUGUGGCAUACAUUACAGAAGCAUCAGGAAUGCAGACAUGUUCUCAUUUUAAAAUAUAAUUCACACUAUGAAGUACUUAGAAACCCAUGAGAAUAAAAUUCAGAGUCUGGCCCAAAGUGCACAGUUCCCUGUAAAAGCCUAGUGUCAGAAUGUAGUCUUUUUACAUGAUCAUGUUAGUUCUGCCACAUGCAAGCCUGCUUCCCGUGCCCACUCCUACUCUACUGUGUGGCUCUAGUGGACAUAGCCAGUCAAGGACAUGUUCAGACCCAGAAAGAGAAAAGCAGAGGUGAAAACUCAGUCUGUGGCAUUUCUAAACCAAAAUGUAAGUGGGGCAAGACCUCUUCUUAUCUCGUCAGAAAUCUCAACAUGACCCUCUUCAUCCUCAGCUUUUUUGACUACUGUCAACUAGUUCAAAUGUUAGAUAAACAUGAGCAGAGAGGACAUUUGGAUUCUGGAAAAUGGAAAAGCUGUUUUUCUAUCAUGAAACUUAAGAAAGCAAUGCUGAGCUGUCUUCUCUACAAAUGCAGAUUGUUUACUUCCUCGUACAACGUUGCUAGUGCCUUGUUUAAAUGAUGACUCGUCGUUACUGGAUGUUUUGGUUGCCAUGAGAAGCGGAGUUGAUUGGAAAUAGUUGGAAGCAGAUCACUCUUGCAUGCCUGUCUGAACUCAGGAAUAGAAAGUGACCAAGAAUCUCCUAGCAGGGCAGUGGUGUGUUCAGAACAGAGGCCAGUACGCUCAGCCACCCAGAGGUUGACUUCACACUGAUAUUUCCAUCUUCUAGAGAGCUCGGGUAUCUGUUCUGUAAUGGGAAUGUCAACAUGGUGCCGGUGAAAGUCAGACAGUUUGUUUCUGUGGCUCUAGGAAAACCAGACAUAGGCUGCUAACAGCUGACAGUGAGGUUGGAAUAAGAACCACCUAUUGCCUGAUGCAUUUCAUCAUUUUAGUCCAGCGUCAGAACUGUCACACACGCACACAAAAAAACAACCAGUCAAAUGGUUUUCUUUGUGCUAAAGUUGAUUGGUUUUAUCUUAUUCCAUGACUGGAGUAAAAUCAAACUUGCAACUCUGCACUUUGAAAGAAAGCACCAUAUAAACCUUCAGCCCAGUCUCCCAGGGUCACCACUUGAGCCCUUACUAUUGGCCAGAAAAUGCGCACGCGUGGCGCAGUGUUGGAUUCUUCAACAGUGUGUGGCAAAAGUUAUGGGUUAUGCCACUUGAUUUGACUUUAACCAUGUUAUGGCUUAUUUUGUGUUUAUUUGCUGUUGCCUGUUUUGUGAUUUAAAAAAAAUAAACUUAGUUGAGAUGGUUUCUUUAUAAUUUUUCUUUCAUUGAAACUGCUCCAAAAUAACUUCAACAGUUCAUCAACUAACUCACAGAGUUACUGAUCUUACAAUUGAUUUUAAAGACAAUGUAGACUAAUGAUAACAAUAGUCUUUUCAUGAGUGAAAUCUCUCUUCACUUCCCCUCCAUUUGAAUGGAAAAAAAAUGGUAUUUUUCUCUGUGGGAUUGUUGGUGAAUUGCUUUUGUGUUUCCUCACAAGUGAUUGCACACACCACAUUAAAAAAAAAAAAUUAAGUGUGAUGGUUUUCAAGCUUUCCUUUGGUCUUUUUAGACAUUAGCCACUGCAAUUUCCAGUAGUGUCACUGUUUUUGUUUAGUUUCUGUCCGUCACUUUACUAGCCUUUGGUUUACUGACACCUGAAACGUUGUUAUCAGGAAAUCUAAGUGUAGGGCACUGAUGGUGGUAUUCUAAGAAGGAGUUCAUUCUGUCUUGGGUUGGAUCAAAUGUGGAAGUUCAGGAAAGAGGUGAGUAGGGUCUUGGGUCUUCCCUGGCUAACAGUAGAAACCACCUGCUCAAGCUCCUUUUCCUCUAAUAAGAACAGUCAUAAGGCAAAAACUGGCUGUGAUUCCAGCAGUGAAAAGUGUGUGCUUGCUAACCUUGGUGCAUUGCCAAGAUCUUCAUUUCUACCCUACUCACUUUUUUAAACAAUUCACAAAGAACCUCCCUGAAUACUGCCCUGUGCAGCCAACUUCCUCGUCUUCUCCUGGUCAUCUCUAUUCGCCAACAUUCAAGGGAGAGGGACAGAAUCAGAGAAUCCUAAUUAUGUACAAUAUAAAAUGUAUUAUAUUUUUUGUACUUAUACUUUAUGUAAAUAAUAUGUCUUAUUCAGUUGUAUGUGAGUAUUAAAAUAAAUCCUACCAUUUAGGAAA